Vicugna pacos (alpaca) is the source of this 3550-nucleotide messenger RNA. It is a transcript of the gene SETD6, whose product is annotated as SET domain containing 6, protein lysine methyltransferase. Gene Ontology annotation, biological process: peptidyl-lysine monomethylation. NCBI's taxonomy places the organism in Eukaryota, Metazoa, Chordata, Mammalia, Artiodactyla, Camelidae. Gene Ontology annotation, cellular component: nucleus. The record is from RefSeq and is a predicted model, not a curated record. Gene Ontology annotation, molecular function: protein-lysine N-methyltransferase activity; protein binding.
GGGCGGGGACAUAGGCCCGGCCCCCGAGAGUCCAGCCCCUGGAUGCCGGAAGCGCCCGCGCAGGUCUACUGACCCGUGGGGCCGAGCGCCCUCGGACAAUGGCGACCCAGGCGAAGCGCCGGCGGGUGGCCGGGCCUGCGGGCUGCGAAGACCCGGCCCCGGUGGCCGGCUUCCUGAGCUGGUGCCGGCGGGUGGGGCUGGAGCUGAGUCCCAAGGUGGCGGUGAGCCGGCAGGGCACGGUGGCCGGCUACGGCAUGGUGGCCCGGGAGAGCGUGCAGCCUGGGGAGCUGCUGUUCGCGGUGCCGCGGGCCGCGGUCCUGUCCCAGCACACCUGCUCAAUCAGCGGCCUGCUAGAGCGAGAGCGAGGUGCGCUGCAGAGCCAGUCGGGCUGGGUGCCACUGCUGCUGGCACUGCUCCACGAGCUGCAGGCUCCGGCCUCGCCCUGGAGCCCCUACUUUGCGCUCUGGCCCGAGCUGGGCCGCUUGGAGCACCCGAUGUUCUGGCCAGAGGACGAGCGCCGGCGAUUGCUGCAGGGCACAGGCGUACCUGAGGCCGUGGAGAAGGAUUUGGCCAGCAUCCGCAGCGAGUAUUAUUCCAUCGUGCUGCCUUUCAUGGAAGCCCACCCCGAUCUGUUCAGCCCCAGGGCUCGCUCUCUGGAACUCUACCACCAGCUUGUGGCCCUUGUGAUGGCCUACAGCUUUCAGGAACCACUGGAGGAAGAGGAGGAUGAACAGGAGCCAAACUCCCCUUUGAUGGUGCCUGCUGCAGACAUACUAAACCACUUAGCCAAUCACAAUGCCCAUCUAGAAUACUCUCCAAGCUGUCUUCGGAUGGUGGCCACUCAGCCCAUUCCUAAAGGCCAUGAGAUUUUCAACACUUACGGGCAAAUGGCUAAUUGGCAACUGAUUCACAUGUAUGGUUUUGUUGAACCAUAUCCUGACAACACGGAUGACACAGCUGACAUUCAGAUGGUGACAGUUCGUGAAGCAGCAUUACAGGGAACAAAAGUUGAAGCUGAGAGACUCCUACUGUAUGAACGCUGGGAUUUCUUAUGCAAACUGGAGAUGGUAGGGGAAGAGGGAGCCUUCGUGAUUGGGAGGGAGGAGGUGCUGACUGAAGAGGAACUGACCACCACACUCAAGGUACUGUGCAUGCCUGCUGAGGAGUUCAGAGAGUUUAAAGACCAGGAUGGAUGGGGAGAUGAUAAAAGGGAAGAGGACAGCCUGACAAUCACAAAUAUCCCCAAACUCAAAGCAUCAUGGAGACAGCUUCUUCGCGACAGUGUCUUGUUGACCCUGCAAACCUAUGCCACAGACUUAAAAACUGAACAAGAUUUACUGAGUAAUAAGGAGGUCUACACCAGACUUAGCUGGAGGGAACAGCAAGCCUUACAGGUUCGUUACGGUCAGAAGAUGAUCUUACACCAGUUGUUGGAACUGACAAGUUAGCAGGUUCUCUGUUGCCUGAAGGAGCGUCCAGGAAAACUUUAUUCUAAGUUGAUACUCACUGAUGCUUGAAAAGAAGGAAAAUUUGGACCUAUUGCUUUGCUUUUCGUAUUACAAGGAAAAGUAGCCAAGUUGUCUAGGAUGAACUCUGAGGUAAGAGUGACAUGCUUAAGGAUCAGAAGCGGUAGACAUGGGAAUCACUGCUUACUGUUACUAAGACUAAUAAAUUUUAUAGCUUUUAUUCUCGGUUUGAACCAAAGUUAGCAGAAUGUGGUAGUGAUAGGUUUUGUUGUAGUCUAGCAGUUAGUAACAUGGACUGAAAGUUGACCUGGUUCAAAUACAGGUCUAUUUUGAGCAAGUCACUUUCCCUUUGUUUCUUAAACAACUGUUUCCUUUUAGAGGAUUUAAUAAGCUAUGUCACUGGGACUCAGAACAAUUGUUUUAAUUCCUUAGCCUAGAAGGCACAACUCACCCUUAAGACACCAAUGACACUCAAGCCCUCAUGGAAGACUUUUAUUUAAUCUUGAAACUUUUUGUCCUCUCUGGUCAUAAAAUUUGAGUCUUGACAAGGGUAAGGUAUAUAAAUGGGAUAUGUUUUAAAUAUGUACCUAUUUUUAAAAAUUGUAUCAAAACACUCAUGAAGGUAAAGAAUAUUUUUAAAUGGGCACCUUGAAGUUGUUUAACCACAGAAACUUACUCCAACAAUGUUUCACUGUUGGAAAGGAAAAGGAAAAACACUACACAAAAAUCACUUCCUUGUUCCAACAUGCCAGAUUGGGAGCAGAAGCUGUUAUUUCCCAGUGGCCCCAGUGGGAGGGCUGGGCCUGUCCACUUUCCUCCUCACCACCAGCACUGGCUGCUCCUGAGAAAGGCACAGUGGACGCACACGUGUGUCAUGACUUUAAUGUUCGACUGCAGUAUGCACACACAUACAAGAAGUAGGGAAGCUAAAGCCCAGGAGCUAGAAAGGCUAUAAAAUACAACACGUGGACCAAUACAUUUACAAAACACCCAAAAUCUUUACAAAAGGGGCUGUAUUGGUCCUUUUGACUUUUUUGUUGCUGUUCAACUUAGCCUGUAUGGCUGUUCAUUGGGCUAAUGGGUAAGGGCAAUUCAAAGUAUUUGGUUCCUUUCCCCACAGUUUACAAGUUAGAGAGGGGUGGGGGUGGGGGGCUUUGAGGCCUGGUCUGGCUUCCCUUUAUAAAAAGAGGUGUCUCACAGGGCCCACCAGGGUAUUUCUCCAGCAGAAAUGAGAAAAUGAUGCUCUUCCAGGAGCCAGCUUUAGAGUUCGGGAAGAGGCAAAACAGAAGAAACACAUGAGAUCUCAACUGUGAUCUCUCUGCAUGGUCUCUGGCAUACCAAAUUCUACACAAUCACAUUUUAAACAACUUGGUGAUAUUCAAGGUCCCCAUCCACAUAAAAAAAAAAGUUACAUGGCUUUCUUGCUAUUCUUCCGGACACCGGGAAUGUCAGAAGACAUGGAGCUAUGCCCCGCAGACAUGUGCAUGGAUGUCAACAGCAGCCUCUUCAGUUAUAAGCCGGGCAGGUACCGGUUUACCUACUUGCCUUGGACACAUUUUGCACAAACCCAAGAAGUUCCAGACAAAGGUUUUCUCUUUCAUGUAUUUACACAAGUUGAAAAUGAUAUUCACAGCAUCUUCUAAAUUUUGGCCAAGAGUCAAAAAAAUGCAUUUAAACUUUGGAACGUGGCCACAUAGACAGGAAGCUGACCCAAACAGUAAUUGGGGCAGACACCCGAGAACCAAAGGGCCGGGAAAGUCAGGAAGAGCUGAAAGGAUCUUCAGCCAGUUUAUGAACCUGGUACAGUGGGACCGCCAGGCUGACACAUUUACAACAGAGAUGCGAUUCCAUCUAACUGGCACCUGUCCCUUCCAUUACUUGCUGAGCCUGCUUCUGUCCCAUGCAGCACUGUGCAACCGACUGGAAUAACCUGAAGAAUGGAGACAGUUACAAGUCUGUGAGCAAAGUUCAGGCCUGAGCAAACCCUGCGUCUUACUAAUUUUGGCUACUUAAUUGCCUUAAUUACCCACCCAAGCUAGGGCUAUCAAAUAAUUUUCAUCCUCCUUUCUCAUUCUUUAAACAAU